This is a messenger RNA of Prunus armeniaca (apricot), 663 nucleotides long. The record is from the annotation of a GenBank genome assembly. NCBI's taxonomy places the organism in Eukaryota, Viridiplantae, Streptophyta, Magnoliopsida, Rosales, Rosaceae.
AUGAAGCUCAGUGGCAUAAUCGUAAAUAUUUUGAAGUGGGAUUUUUGGUUAAAAGACGGAAUUGCCCCUGUCUCUCUCACACUCUCUCUCUCCCGCGCGUCUCUCCCUCUCUCCUCUGGUUUUCGCGACAGCCACCGUGGCCGACCACGUUUUGGCCGGCCGUUCGCUCAUCCGGCCACCAAAGUCGACGGGGCCGGUACCGAAAUGACCGGGCCGCCGUCCUCUUCCUAUCCCGGCCAGGUCCCGCCGCCAGCCGCCGUGAUUUCGCCGGAAAACGAGGAGAAAAGCUCCGGUUUUGACAGAAAAUUCGCCGGCUUCGUUCUCCGUCGUCCGGCCGCCAUUUUUGGCGAUCAAGGGGAGACUCUGCCGAAAUUUUGGCAGAAAGUCUCGUGCCCUAAAUCCUCUCUGGUAAAAGAGGACAUAGUUUUAAGGAGUGAACCCGGCGUGGGUGUGAUGCCGGGGUCUCCGCAGGGUUCGUCUCGGGUUUCGGGAAAUUCGGGGCGGGUCCUGUCAGCUUGGUAUCAGAGCUUAGGUUCAAUUUCUUGUGGACUCUGCACCUUGUGUGCAUCCUUAAGUUGUGGGAGCAUGAUGGGUUCCGUCACAAGACGUCCUCAUUUCGACGCGGAGGACUCUUUGACGUGGAUGGAUGUAGGGUAUGGAUGA